CGACGAUAUCCUCUACCGGCUGUUGAGGCAGCAAGCGGGAAAAGGUGAAGCUGGGAGAAGUAAGGGACGGUGAAAUUUACAAAACUUUGACUUGCAUGAGAGAAAUGAUGGAGGGCAUGAAGGAGGAAAGGCUGAAGCUUCAAGUUAUGUUGGCCAAAGGGAAAAAUAGUAAGAGGAAGGGGAAAGAGCCGACGAAAGAAGAAAGUGACAGUGAGAGCGAGGAGGAAAAAGAGCCGCCUCGCAAGUUGACAAAGGCGGAGAGGAAGGUCUUGAAUCAAAUUCAAGGCGGACAGGGGACCUCCCGUAAACAGGGGAGGAAUGGUGGACAGAAUAAUCAAGGAGGGAAUGGCAAUGUUGGCACUGGUUCGUCAGGACAAAGUUCCCAAGAUCAACGGCAGUUCCAGCCGCAGGGUGGAAGAGGCCGCGGUCGAGGCCGUGGAAACAGACAGCGAAGCCGUUGGGCGUGGCAGCAGGAAGCCACAUGUAACUAUUGCGCAGAAAAAUACCAUAUUAUGCGGUUUUGCCAACUCCUUUCAAAAGAUGAGAAGGAAGGGAUAGUCUUCACUACUAUACAUGGUGAAAUCUUUGAUUACGAAGGGAAUUCGAUCGACCCCAACAUUGAAGGGGGUAUGAGGAAGGAGGCGUAUCGCCGAAUGGGUCGUCCGCUACUAGCAACGUUCCAGGUUGCUUCUCCUGAAGAAGCACGGUUGGCCGAGGUCGAGGAGGUCAUGGCGUCAUUGCAUAUCUACGACUCACUGGUGGAGCCAGAAGGAUUCAGGGAACAACUAGUGGAACGAGCUCAAACCAUCACUAGGCGACUUGCCCGAUGCCGGGACUCUAUCAUCCGACUUUAUGUGGACAUGGAGGAAGUCUGGCCUGGAUUGCCGAAUGUCUUUCUCUUUGGCGAAUGGGGUGAUAAAAGGGAAGAUGCGUCUGGCCAAGCAGGGACAUCRGCUCCGAGAGAAACAUCACAAACUGGGCCAAUGGUAAGCACGAUGCGACCUAGGCCUGUGCUAAAGAGGAGUGCCCCGACUGUAGCCGUUCAGACUCGGGUGCGGCGACGAAACGAACAGCUUCAAAAGGAGAAAGAGUCUGAAAAGGCAUUGGAAGAAGGGCCUAUUUCCAUUAGUGAGAACGAAGAGGACAAUGAGGACGAGAAGUUGCGGGCCGAAGAGGAAGAACGGGUUCGUCGUCGUGCACUGGAAAGGGAGCCGGAGAAAGGGAAGGCUGAAGUAAGCGAGGAGGAGCCACGAAAGAAGAAGAAUAUUUAUUCGAUCCCCGUGAAGCAGGGGGUCGAUAUCGAGCAACUUGUUAAUAAGAUUCUGGAAAGUCAGCGCGACUUGGUCACGCUGAAGGAAAUUUUGGCGGUAUCGCCGAAAAUUCGAGAAGAGUUUAAACAGCGGAUAACUCGUAAGAGAGUCAUGACUGUUAAGCUCGACGAAAUCAUUCCGCGGGAGGCUAACUGGUCCCCGCCUGGAACAAAGAUGGAUUGGCGAAGUGUGUCGACUGGCCAUAUGAAGGUCCAGAUUGGACAGCAGGAGUACUCAGCACUGGUGGAUGAUGGAGCCGAGAUGAAUAUCAUUCGUGAGCGCCAUGCCAUCGAAGCUGGGUUGAAGAUCAACCGAGAUGACUAUGGGUUUUUGGUGGGAGCAAGUGGAUCAACUCCAUUUUGUGGAACAACCAGUGACAUUCUCGUCACGAUCGGAAAGGUCAAGGUCCGUUCGUAUUUCUACGUGUUACCUAGAGUGGAACACGAGAACCGGCUGAACCCGAAAUCCUAUAGCUUCCCGGAGUCAGAAAAGUUGAGACGGGAGAAGGAAUCGUUAGGGGAGGAGCCGAAUCCUCGUGAGUUCUCGCUGACCCUGCCUGAUAUUGGGCAGGCAAUCGAUCUCGUGUCGACACAUGCGGCGAUCGAUCCGAAUGUGGUACAAGCCUUGACGGAGAUCAUCAUGGACAUCGGAAGCACAGGGACUAUGCGCCUUGUUUACUCCCCGUCGGAAGAACUCGUGGUGGAGGAACCUUUCAUCGAAGAGGAUCCAUGGGCCGAGCAGACCGCAGAGGAAAUGAUGAGGCUGACUUUGACCGGUGACAUCGACCUUAUGCUUGAUCCGCUAAUGAUUGAACAGGGCCAUACGCGGGCUGAUGACGCUUUCCAGAUCGUUGGAAGGAUGUCAUAUAUCAUGAAUUUGUUGGUUCACGAGGAUCGCCUGAGGAUAAUGAAUGCGGAGGAAGGAGGCGGUGAGGUCAAAGAAGCGUUUAAGGAAAAUGAGUACAAAGGGGAAUAUAAGAAAAUAGGCAUGUGGUUGAAUGGGGAAUUGGGCGAAAGUGAGGUUGAUCCGGUUGUGCGAGAGAAAAGCAAAGGAUUCGUUGUUCGUGACAGUUAUCUCUUUAAGAAGGCUGCUGAUGGUGUCCCAAAGAGGGUGGUAUGCGGGAUCUCUCGGCAGUUGGAUGUGAUUGCUGCCCUGCAUGAUGGGGUAGCCGACGGACACAGAUCUGCGCGGGUAACUUUGAACAAGAUCCAACGUCUUUAUUCUUGGGAAGGGAUGAGCAAGAUGGUGAUUGACUUUUGUAAAUCUUGUUUCUCUUGCCAGCAGAGGUCUAACAUCCGCUACCUCGAGCCCCUGAGUCCACGUUAUGUGGCAGAACCAGGUGCGGUGGUGCAUUUGGAUCUUUUGGUAAUGCCACCUGGGAUAAAUGGAUACAGAUACAUCUUUGAUGCACAGGACAAUUUGACUGGGUUCGUUGAUGGUCGUGCCAUUCGCGAACGUACUAGAUCAGUCUUGGCAGAGUGCAUUGAGGAAUAUAACCUCCGUUAUCAAUUUGUUCAAGAGAUUGUUAUGGAUCGAGGAGGUGAGUUUCGAGCAAAGGAGGUGCAAACGCUUUUAAAGAGACUUGGGGUGGUGAGGCUCGAGUCUAAAGCGGGGCUUGACGUGGAGAUGUUAUCCUCCAUGGAUUACACCACUCCUCGACGCAUUCACGAGACAUGUAGGAGAUAAAUUAUGCAUGGUGAUUAAGUUGGAGUGGGAAUUAGCCGGACUGGACAAAGACUUUUGGAAAGGGUGAUUUUUCUCUGGGAUGGUGACGGCACAUGCUGUAGUAUAGUGUGAGAGAUUCCGGGGGAAGGCCUGUCAGAGGUUAUUUCUGACCCCAUUCCAACUCGUGACUGAAGGAAAGUGCUUUCGAAGGAAGGUUCGAAAGAAUUACGAGGCUUGAAAGUGGGCCUCUAUGCUAAAGGCUUGAAAGUAAGCCGUUGUUUAUUAAAGGCUUGAAAGUAAGCCCUUUGCAUUGAUGGUAAUGAAGUCUGUACGGAGAG
This is a messenger RNA of Chara braunii, 3313 nucleotides long. Lineage: Eukaryota; Viridiplantae; Streptophyta; Charophyceae; Charales; Characeae. The record is from the annotation of a GenBank genome assembly.